Molecule: messenger RNA, 15290 nt
Organism: Corticium candelabrum
Lineage: Eukaryota; Metazoa; Porifera; Homoscleromorpha; Homosclerophorida; Plakinidae
Product: reelin-like
Exons: 39
Coding region: 1-14937 (4978 amino acids)
Biological process (GO): central nervous system development; neuron migration
Molecular function (GO): lipoprotein particle receptor binding; calcium ion binding
Source: RefSeq, a predicted model, not a curated record
AUGCAUCUGUUCCUGCCAUUACAGCAAUCUUUAGUGAAGACUUUAAUCCUGCUCCUUCUUUUCCGUAAAUGCAGAGGAACUAACUGGCAAUCUAUAUCUGGAGGAGUGAUUAAAGUACCAGAUUGUGGUAGCAUUGACACAUCUGGUACCAGCAGUGAAGCAGCAUUUUUUAGUGGAGCUGGAACUCGGUCAAUUCAGACAAGAAGCCUAGAUCUAACAUUUGCUCGGACUUUGUCAUUUCGGUUUCGACUUGGCGGUGGAGGUGGUUGUGAACAAGCAGACGCUGGUGAAGAUGUAGUUGUUGAAUACCAAGUUCAAGGCUCAUCUACAUACAGUCAAUUCUAUACUUUGAAAAAUGGUGGUUCAAAGACUAUAACGGUUGGUCUUCCUGUAGAUGCUCAGGGGGGAGGCACUGUGCUUCGUUGGAGGCAACUAACACAUAGUGGCUCAUCUUAUGAUGAAUGGGCUUUAGAUCACAUUUCAAUCACUAGCACUUUAUAUGAUCGACGUCCGCAUGAAUUUGAUUUUCAACUAAACAUGGGAUGUGGAGUGCCAUACACACAUACAAGUACAGAUUAUGACGCUUACUUUGAGUACUCCACUGAUUAUGGUGCAACAUGGAAGCUAACACAAGCCAGUUGUUCACCAUCUACCACUCAAUGCACUCAAAAUUUGUUGAAUAGCCAGUAUUAUUCUGGCUUGUUUACCAAAUGGAGACGAAUCAGUCUACUUCUACCUGGUGAUUCAACCUCCAAGCACACAAUGUUUAGAAUGAGACAGCCUUCAUCUACAGGAACGAUAGGAUGGGCUGUUGAUGACAUUUACAUAGGUGCCCAGUGUCCUGCAUUUUGUUCUGGUCAUGGUCGAUGCAGCAGGUCUAAUGGUCAAUAUCAGGGAGUCGUGUGUGGUGGGAACAGUGAUGGUCAACCAUGUGCUCCAUCAUACACAGUUGGUACCAAGACAUACACUGGAUGUAUACGAGAUGGCAGAAAUGACAACGAACUGUGGUGUUCUACAACUUCUGACUAUGACAAGGACAAAAAGUGGGGAUUUUGUAUUUGUGGUGUUUGUCAGUGUGAUGUUGGCUACAAUGGUAAAUUCUGCCAGACUGUAACAGCCUCAUUACCUCAAUUUUUUCGAGAAGAUUUUGAGGAUGAUUUGAUUAGCAGCAAAUGGCCUUGGGUAGCUGGAGGCACUAUUGGAAAUGGAUGUGGCACCAUUCUGUCGGGCAAGGCUAUGCUUUUCAACGUUGGACGACAACGGUUACUACAGACGGUUGACUUGAAUCUCACUAUAGCAGUAUCUUUAGAGUUUACUAUUCAAGUGGGUUCAUCUUAUUCUGCCUGCCCACGACCAACCGACACUACAGAGAACAUUUUUCUGCAAUAUUCCACUAAUGGUGGAGUGCACUGGACACUGUUGCAGACUAUAUUCUAUAGCAGCGGCACCACUCCAUCAACCAAAACUGUAAUAUUUCCCAAUGCAGCCAAGAGUUCUUCUACUCGUAUCCGUUGGUACCAGCCCAAAGCCAGCGGUUCUAAUCGUGAUGUGUGGGCAAUUGAUGAAGUUUACAUUGACUUCCUUCGAUCAGACUUACCAAUCAUUGAUUCAUUUGACUCAACAGAUAAUACUACAUGGAAGGGACAUCCAGGCUCAAAAAUGGAAAAGUACUGCUCAUCUUCGUCAAAUGUUCUUCAUUUUUCAUACUCUUAUGCUGCCAAGCAACGCUAUGCCAACACUGUCAGUUUUUCUAAUUCUCGGGCACCCUACAUGUAUGUUCGAUUUGACAUCGUUGUGGACUGCGGUCAAAAAGCUUUUCCUUCAUCAUCUGCAUAUGUUACUCUUCAAUACUCGACUAACGCUGGUACAAAUUGGAAUCUUUUGGACAAAGGUUGUAGUCCAAGUACAACCAAUUGUGGAGUUUAUAGGCGCCAAUCUGUCUAUCGGUCUGGCUUAUAUGCUACAUGGCAGACUGUGGUUAUUCUCUUUAACGACACUGCAUUGGGGACGUUACCGGAAUCUUACGUUCAGCUGAGGUGGCUGGCUGCCUCUUCUAGUAAGAUUGAUAACACUAAUCCGUCAUAUGAGUACAGUAGUAAUGGGCUACUGAAACAGGCACAUAUUAUGAUUGGGCUAUCGACAAUGUCUACAUUGGUGAAGGAUGUCCUCAUCUUUGUGCUGGUCAUGGAGUAUGCACUUCAGUUGGAACUUGUUCUUGUGAUAACGGCUACAGUGGUGCUGAUUGCUCAACUUACAAGGGAACAAGACCAACGGAAAUCAAAGUCAGAACAAUUUGAUAAGUCAACAUUGACGUUGUCUGCAGUUGGUGGGAGUCUUGGCACUGAUUGUGGACAGUUGUCUGCAAGUACAGCAAUGACAUUCAACAUGCGGGGUGAACGACAAUUGGUUACCGUCGAUAUGGAUUCAAGAACUGUUCGACUUGUACAAUUUAUUUAUGACACUUCAUCUACUUCUAGCUCAUCAAAAUGUGCAUCUCUUACCUCUAAUGCUUAUGUUCCUGUAGUUGACUAUUCCACCAAUGGAGGUUUGUCGUGGAAAACGAUCAAACUGUUGAAACAAUAUUAUACAUACAGAACACCAACUCUUAUUACUAUCACAGUACCGGAUGCGGCCAGAACGGCAGCAACACGUUUUCGUUGGUGGCAAUAUGGUUUUAUAAAUUCUAACGGGCAAGCAGCGUGGGCUAUAGACGAUCUUUACAUUGGCAACACGAGAACAGGCAAUGGAACGUACUUCUACGAGACGUUUGGCCCAUUACAAGAAAGCAACUGGUUGUUCUAUCCGAAUGGUCAAGUGAGCAGUAAUGCUUGCGGUGGCACGAGUUCGAUGUUGUAUUUUGACGGCACAGGCAGCAACCAACGUCACGCAACCACCAAGCCUUUUGCAGUCAUUCUUGAACCGCUAGUGCAAAUCGAUGAGAAGUUUGAAACGUCUGUACCACAAGGGUGGACUGCAACUGGUGUCAUCGUCUCGACUCAAUGCGGUGUGCUCGAUAGUGGAUCUGCGCUAGUGUUUAACGCUGCCGGCGCAAGACAACUAGUUACUGCAAACGUUGAUACAAUUAUAGCCACUGAGCUGCGUUUUUACCUUCUGAUUGGGGGCAAUUCUCAGUUAUCUCGUUACUGCGACAAUGCAGAUGACACGAGUGAAAACGUCCAGCUAUCUUACUCAAUAGACUCUGGUAGCACGUGGGUGUCGUGGAAAAGCUACACAUAUAAUCUAUACAGGUCUCCUCAACAAGUGACAGAAAAGCUACCUAGCGCUGCUCAAACAAAGGCCACUCGCUUUCGCUGGAUGCAAACGAACAAUGAUGGGCAGGGCACAGACGUGUGGAGCAUUGAUUCUGUCACUAUUAUUCAAGACGUCACUUCUGUUGGUUACAUAGCGCAGUUUGACUUAAACAUUGGUUGCGGCAGGUACACAUCAUCUAACAGUGGAAGCGUAUCGUUUGACUUUAUGACUACAGACGGUACCGUCAACUCUUUUAGUAACGUACAGCAAGAAUGUGUGCCUAAUGGCUGUAAAAACAACGCUUUUCAGCAAUCAUCGUCCUACUAUUCCAACAGCGGAUGGAACCGCAUUACAGUACCUUUGUCUGGAAAUGCGGUAGGCAACUUUGUACAGUUUCGUUGGGCUCAAGCUUCUGGAUCUGCAGUACCGUGGGCAAUAGAUAACAUUUAUAUUGGCUAUGACUGCCCGUCGUUUUGCUCCGGUCACGGACGCUGUAUGCAUGGAUCAUGCGUGUGCGACAGUGACUAUACAGGUAAUUACUGCGACACACCACGAACUCAGCGACUAAAGGAAUUAAGAGAUGACUUUUCUAACGGCAGUGUAGAUGUUAGCAAGUGGAUAACACAUCAGGGAGUGAGUGGAACACAACCAGUCCGGUGCGGUCCUGUCUCUGGACCGACCGCUUUGCUCUUUGCCAAUCCGGGACCGCGGCAAAUUAUUUCCAUUGAUCUCGACACGACAACAGCGCAGUAUUUACAAUUCAGGAUCCGCAUCGGGACGUAUUCGUCUACCUCCACCUGUAAUCGAAUUGACAGAGUGGACGAAGGUGUGAUAGUUGAUCACUCCAACAAUGGAGGAACGACGUGGCAGCUGUUGAAGAAUUUACCUUACAACUACUACAGAAGCCCCGCGUUUGUCACAGUCGAGUUACCGACUGGCGCCAAGAGUCUGUCAACACAAUUUCGAUGGUGGCAGCCUCACAACGACGGUCUGAAUAGAGACGAGUGGGUGCUAGGAGAUGUCUUUAUCGGCGGAAAUACGACCAAUUUAGUUGUUCUAGAGGAGCAGUUUGAUCCAAUUGACGGUAGCAAUUGGUUGUUCUAUCCCAACAGUAAUGUGAAAGGAUUUUGUAAAGACAGAGCGGGAAAUUAUACAACGACUGGCAAUGCUAUUGUUUUCUCAGGUUCUACUGGAGAUCGGUUUAUUACAACACGUGACUUACAGCUUGUGUCUGAUUCCUAUGUCAUCUUUGACUUGAAUGUCGGAUGCGGCAAUAGUUAUGUCAGUAGUUCUUACAACGUGCUGCUGCAGUAUUCACUCAAUCGAGGCGCCUCAUGGUCUCUUCUUGAAACAAAGUGCGUUCUUGGAUCGAGCUGUAGUGCUGGAUAUCGAACUGGCACAACGUUUGCAGCCGGAGAAUUUGGUGAUUGGAGACGGGUCAUUGUCUACUUGCCGUCUGCAGCCAUAACUAGCAAGACGAGAUUUCGUUGGUCUCAAUCUUCUUACUCGACUGCAUUUAGUUGGGCUAUCGACAACGUGUACAUUGGCGCUAUCUGUUCUAAUCUGUGUAAUGGUCACGGACGAUGUGGUAGUGACUUGUUGUGUGUAUGUGACAAAGGUUAUGGCGGUGUCGACUGUCGACCUCUCGCUAAUUAUUUGCCUACGACAUUCAAAGAAACGUUUGAGAGUAGUGAUCUUCAGCAAAACUGGUUGAUGUACGUAGGUGGUGACGUCGGCAAGAAAUGCGGUGUAGUUGCUAGUGGCAAUUCGCUUUCAUUCUACAAGUUAGGAACACGUAUGGCUGUUACAAAAGAUAUCAACACAGCAGCUGCUAGGUUUUUAUAUUUCUCUAUUUUAGUGGGUGGAGGUUCUUGCUCUUACCCUACAUAUACGGGAGAAGGUAUUGUACUACAAUAUUCCACCAAUGGCGGCAUCAAUUGGACCAAUGCUUUGACCGUUCAGUAUUAUCAGUAUCGAUCUCCAUCAGAAGUAACGUACGUUCUUCCCAAUGACGCUAAGAAAGCAGCGACUCGAUUCCGAUGGUGGCAAGCCAGUAGUUCUGGUAACAAUUAUGACAUCUGGUCUAUUGAUGAGAUAUAUAUCGGUGCAAAUGAGCCCUAUGCCACAAGAUUGUAUGAAAACUUUGUGCCAGACAUUCAUUCAGGUCUAUGGACUACGUAUCCCAAUGGUCGUUCGGGCCCUUACUGUCAGCAAUCGGACGUGUUUGUGUUUGACACAUUACUUGGUUAUCAAGGACUUAGGAUUCUCAAGACUCAACCACUCAAUCUCGUAUCUUCUUCAUCCACCAAUAGUUUUAUUCAGUUCUGGUUGAAUGUUGGUUGUGGAGUAAAUCAAGGGAGUACGAGUGUAUACGAUGUUCAACUAAAGUAUUCAGUAGGUGGUAGCUCAUUUCAAUACGUGCGGACUGCUUGUUUGUAUGGAAGUUGUAGGAAUCAGUAUCAACGUUCUUCUUCCUUUGACUGGUCAUUGUUCACAACUUGGCGACGUGUCACAAUUCCUCUUCCUUUGGCAGCUUUGACUGCUUACACAGUUUUUGCAUGGAGCCAACGGUCGUUCACAUCAACGUCGUCGUGGGCUAUCGAUGGUGUGUAUGUCGGUGACGAAUGCCCUAACAUGUGUUCAGGACACGGCAACUGUACCUCCUCAGGAGUGUGUAGCUGUGAUGCCGGUUACGCCGGUCCAAGUUGCGUGUCUGCAGGUUCUCUCCCAACUCGACUGACUGAUGAUUUUGAUAGCGGCAGUCUUUCUUCUUCUGUUUGGUUGCGGGUGACUGGCGGUAGUCUUGGCACGUUAUGUAAUACAGUCAGCUCUGGAAAAUCGCUGUACUUCAGCGGUACCCGCACAAGAUUGGCAGAGACAGUUGACAUGGACGUCACUCAGAAAGCGUUUAUGCAGUUUUCUGUUGUCAUUGGCAGAGGGGGAAGCUGUUCUCCUCCUUCAACGAGUGAAGAUAUAUUGGUGCAGUACUCCACCAAUGGUGGCAUCACAUGGCAGCUUCUUAAAGUGUUGCCCUACUAUUCUUAUCGAACGCCACAGACUAUACUCAUCAAUCUUCCCGACGCCAGCAAAGCCAGUCCCACCCGGUUUCGCUGGUGGCAAACUCGUCACACGACAGCAGCUAGUGCAGACAACUGGGCUAUCGAUGAUGUUCUUAUUUCAGUUUUGCAGACGAAUAUUACGGAAAUCAUUGAAAAUUUUUCUCCUAUUCAUACCAACUAUUGGUCAUAUUAUCGAGGAUCGUCUGUUGGUAGUUCAAAGUGUUCCGGUUCUAUUACUCCAUCACUUCAAUUCUCUGGGACGAGUACGUCUCGUCAGCUGAGUACUGGUGAUCUUGUCUUGUCUCGUGGUGCUGUCGUGCAAUUUUAUUUAGUAAUCGGAUGCAACUCAUCUUUUGCAUACAACAAGCGCAUUCAAUUGCAGUAUUCUACGAACAGCGGCACAUCUUGGCUGCCGGUCGUGAGUCGAUGUUUGAUUGGUUCUAGUUGUUCUCCGCCUACUUUUUCUAGUGAUUUCUACGUUGAUGGAUUUAACACGUGGAGACGUGUGACGAUAGUGCUUUCGAGCUCUAUUACCAACUCUAAAUUACUACGCAUUCAAUGGAGCCAAUCAUCUCCAAUCUAUGCAAACGAAUAUUGGGCUAUUGAUGACAUUUACAUCGGUUCUAACUGUCCUUCCAACUGCAAUGGACACGGAAAGUGUGCUGGGAAAGGGAAAUGCACGUGCGAUGUUGGAUACAGCGGUUCUAGCUGUUCUAGCGCACCUACCAGUCUUCGUACUUUUUUCAAGGAAUCGUUUGAUGUAGCAGUUUCAUCUAAAGAUUGGCUUCUAAUUGAAGGCGGCAAGGUGGGAAAGGAUUGUGGUGUAUUAGGAACCGGAAACAGUUUGGUGUUCAAAAGUACAAUACAACGUCAAGCUAUAACAGUUGACAUCGAUACCAGACUUGCAACUUUCUAUCGAUAUCUUUUCUUAACUGGAGGCGGUUCGUGCAGCUACCCUACCACGUCCAGUGAAGGCAUCUCGUUUCAGUACUCGACCGACGCCGGUAUUUCAUGGACUGUACUGGCGACACAACAAUAUUACACUGCCAGAAGGCAGACCAUGUCAGUCCGCGGCCAAUUACCAUCUGCUGCUCGAAGCAAAUCGACAAGAUUUCGAUGGCUGCAGACGACAAACAGUGGCAUUAACGCUGACGUUUGGUCUAUCGACGAUGUAUACAUCGGUGGUGGUACUGGCAAUAACUAUUUACUUGAAAUGUUUGAAAAAACGACACAAGCACUGCAUGCUUCAGCUCAGUGGGUUUCUAUCGGUGCUGCCAUCACGGCGAGCAAUAUAUGCUCUCAUUUGAGUCGAGUGUUGCUGGAGAACAGCACAAGUGUAACUCCUGUGCAAGCUGGAACAGUCGCUAUCGGUGCUACCGGAAGUUACGUGUUACAGUUUGAUAUGGUAAUGAAAUGUGGACAGACUUAUAGCAAUCUCAAUCCGGUUAAGGUCGAGUACAACAAGGUUGCGGGUGGAAGUUCUAGUUGGACAAGUGUUCGUAGCAUGUGUUAUCCUGGUUCGAGCACAUGCGACAAUAACAAAGAUCUGUAUGCUCGUUCAAGUAGCUUUUACUCGUCAGAAUUUAAGAAGUGGAGAAGAGUAGUUCUACCUCUACCGUCACAACUUCUUGGAAAUAUAAUUACUAUUCGUUGGAAGCAAGACAUCGCAUAUGGUGUGACACCGUUUGCUAUCGAUAAUGUGUACAUUGGAGCUGCUUGUACUGAGCACUGUUCCGGUCAUGGUGUGUGCCAACCUGAUGGAAGUUGCUCAUGCGAUGUGGGCUAUAGUGGAUUGUCUUGUCAUCCACAAAUGUUAGCUACAGAACUGAAAGAAGACUUUGAAGAUGAUCUGUCGAGUAGGAAGUGGUUCAGCAUGAGUGGCGGUUCAUUGUCUAAAGCAUGUGGUUACCUUGCUACUGGGUUGGGACUCUACUUUUCUAAGGCCGGUCUCCGUGAAGUUGUAACGGCUGAUAUCAACACUCGAGACGCCUAUUUCAUGCGGUUUUACAUUCGUGUCGGUAGCUCUUCUUCUUCUGGAACGUGCAACAGGGCGGACACGUCAUCGGAAGGCGUUCUUCUUCAAUUCUCAUCGAACGGCGGUAUCAAGUGGAGCUACCUGAGUUUGUACAACUACUACAGUUAUCGCACAAAAAGGCGUGUUGCGCUUCUACUUCCAGUUGCUGCUCAGGGCGCUGCUGUUCGCUUUCGCUGGUGGCAGCCAAGCAACUCGGGGAACAAUGACGAUCAGUGGGCUAUUGAUAAUGUCUACAUUGGAGGCACUAAGACACCAGCACGAUACUUGAGUGAAAUGUUUGAUUCGAUUACAGACAGUCAAUGGUUGUUUACUCCAAGUGGAUCGUUAGGCAAAUAUUGCCAGUCACUCAGCAAUGUGUUGUUAUUCAAUACGGGCAAUGAUCAGGCACAACACGAUGCCAUUACACAGAAUUUGCGUUUAUCACAAGGCGACAUUAUUCAGUUUGAGGUCGUUGUAGGUUGUGGAUUGAGUUCGACAGCUAAUAGAUACUCUAAUGUUAUUCUUAAUUAUGGUAAGGGCGCCGGUAGUGCACUGUAUGUGCUAAAGUCUAGUUGUAGCAUUACUGGAAUUCAAAGUUCGGGUUCAACGUGUUCUCCGGACUUUGGCUCUUAUUACUAUGUUGAUUCAAAUGCUAACUGGGAAAGAGUGACAGUAGUCAUACCAAGCACUGCCAUAUCAAGUCAAACGAGAUUUGCUUGGCAAGAACGAUAUAGCGGACUGUCUUCAAACUGGGCAAUCGACAAUGUUUACAUUGGACCUCCGUGUCCAUCUCUUUGUAAUGGUCAUGGCCGAUGCGUUCGGAACUCUACAAGCAGCUCUGCAAUGUGUUUGUGCGAUGUUGGGUAUUCGGGUACUGCCUGUGGUGUCUUGACGACGUCUCUUCCAACAGAACUGAAGGACAACUUUGAUAGCGGAAUGAACAAACAGUACUGGAUGAAGUGGGUUGGCGGCAGUCCUGACACUGGCUGUGGAAAUCUAGCUGCUGGUAAAUCGCUUUAUUUCAACAAGUAUGGGCGGAGGAUGGCAAUCACCGUCGACAUGGAUACAAGAAACACAAGAACUAUUGAGUUCAAAAUUCGUGUUGGCUCAUCAAGUUCGUCUACCACAUGUAAUAAUGCUGAUACGACAAAUGAGGGAGUCGUGCUCAUGUAUUCUAGCAACAGUGGAAUUUUGUGGACUCAGCUUGCCAUAUUCAGUUACUACUCGUACAGAAAUGUGUACUUGUAUCGAUCAGCGUUGCCGUCCGGUGCUCGUAGCAGCUCAACACGCUUUGCGUGGUGGCAGCCGUCUAACUCAGGAGACAAUCAAGACCAGUGGGCUAUUGACGAUGUCUUUAUAGGCGGUCAAGAUGUGAAUCCAACAUCGUUUCUUGAAACGUUUGAUCCCAUUCAGAACGACAACUGGAAUUUCUACAGCAGCGCAUCUGUUGUUGGAUAUUGCAAUUCCGAUGGUGAUGCUCUUGUUUUUAGCGGGUCCUCGUCUCGUUCUCUUACAACCAGAGAACUUCGUUUGAAACUUAGUGCGACAGUCGUGUUUACGUGGAAUGGCAACACUAUCAGUUCUUCGUUUGAGUCUGUCACAGGUGGCACUCUUGGACGACCAUGCACAACAUCCGGGCUGGCUAACGUGCUCUUUUUCAAUGGUGGGAACGGUCAGAGCACAACAAAACGACAAGCAAUUACUCGGGAUCUCAACACUACACUCGCCGAUUAUGUGGCAUUCUCUAUCAUAAUUGGUGGAUCGUCUGGUGGAUGUGAUUCUGUAGAGAAUUCUGAUGAAGGAGUGACACUAUCUUAUUCGACAGAUCAGGGCAGCAACUGGCUCUUGCUGCAAGAUCUGGCCUACGACAGCUACGGAUCGUAUCGAUCUGUUAAAGUGAAUUUGCCGGCAGUUGCAAAGACACAUUCGACUCGAUUCCGUUGGAUGCAACCUAAAUACAGUACCUCAGGAGCAGAUACGUGGGCACUAGGCAACAUUAAAAUUCAAAGUUUUGAUCCUCAGAAUCAAUUUGAAAUUCAGUUUGACUUGGUCUUCAGUUGUGUCGGUAGUGAUGUGACCCUCAAUUCUUACGUAUCUUUGGAAAUGGUUACGGGAACUAGUACGGCAUGGAAUCUAGUGCACAAAGCCUGUCCUCCUCCGGGAGGCUCGGGCUCUGGAACGGUUUGUUCGUCAGCGACAAACUAUGCGGGAGAGAGUAGAUGGUACUGGCACGGUAAAGACGAAUGGAAACAUGUAACAGUGUCACUCUAUAAUCCAUCGGUAUCACUCUCUCAAUAUACUAGAUUUAGAUUUACUCAGGGCGGCAGUGGUUUUGUUACCACUCAGUCAUUUGCUAUCGAUAACGUGUAUAUCGGUUUAGCUUGCCCCAACUUUUGCUCAGGCCGUGGUCAAUGCAGAAAUGGUCAAUGUAUUUGCGAUGGCGGCCACUCAGGAUCAGAUUGCAGUGACGCCGUUGGUCGCUUUCGGCAAGGUCUUCAAGAUACGUUUAACACACCUUGGCAAGACGAUAAGAAAGCACAAUGGGCAGAAGUGAUCGGAGGCAACGUGGCGACUGCUUGCACAAACGACGGCGGCACCGUUAUGUUAAUGAACCGUGCAUAUUCGUUGCGUCUCAUAACAACGAUUGACAUGGACGCUCGCUUUCUCACUACGUUCUCAUUCACAUUUAUCUUGGGCGGCUCGGGCUGCGAGACGGCUGAAAGUGGCGAGGAUGUUUAUCUCAGCUAUUCAAUCAAUGGGGGAGUCACGUGGAAUUUACUGAUGGUUUUGGGUUAUUACAGUUACAGAGCGCCAAAGCGUGUGGAUGUUUCUUUGCCAUCGGGAGCAAAGACGAAGCUGGUGCGGUUCCGGUGGAUUCAGUAUCGAAAUAGUGGAUACAAGAAUGAUGAGUGGUACAUUGACAAUGUUAUCAUUGGUGGCAGCUGUGUGAAUAAUCCUUGUCAGAACGGUGGGACGUGCUUAGAAGUAGCCGUCGGAUCACACGUGUGUACUUGUCCUCCGGGAUUUUCGGGAGCACAGUGUGAGACCAGUAUCAACCCUUGCGACAAAUCACCUUGCAAGAAUAACGCCACAUGCAUCUCUAACGGUGUCGGAGCCAACGGUUAUUCUUGCGCAUGCACUGUGGGAUUUACUGGUGCUACUUGCGAUGUAUCCAUUAGUGUAUGUGACUCAUCACCAUGUCAGAACGGUGGUACCUGUCGUGAUAUCUUUGACUAUUCGUCAAGUAUGUAUGUGACGACAUCGUGCGCUGGCAGAUGUGGAAAGUUUGUUCGAGGACUGCAAUGCCAGUGUGAUGACGGUUGUGCUUCAUAUGCUGGUAGCAAUGGAUGCUGUGCCGAUAUGCUGACGUUUUGUGGGUCGAAUGCUACAACGUAUGCUUGUGCUUGUUUGGUUGGAUUUGAGGGUGUGAACUGUGAGAGGAGGAUCAACUACUGUGCCACUGCUCCAUGUCAAAACGGUGGUACUUGCACAUCAGCUCUUACGGGUGCAACUUGUCAGUGUCCAGACGGAUUUACUGGAUUGAGAUGUAAAGUAAAUGUCAAUGAGUGCGAUUCUAACCCAUGUCAAAAUGGAGGAACAUGUACAGAUGGAAGGAAUAGCUUCACUUGCUUGUGUGUUGGAGGAUACAAAGGAGACUUGUGUGAGACGAAGAUAGAUUUUUGUUUGACACAACCAUGUGGUUCUGGUUCCACAUGUUUGUCGUUAGUUAAUGGAUUUCAAUGUAUGUGUAGAAUCGGAUAUACAGGCCAGACGUGCUCUCAACUUAUAGACAAUUGCGCUGCUGCAGUUACUCCGUGUGCUAAUGGUGGUCUUUGUGUCAAUGCUGUCAAUUCAUACAGUUGCCAGUGUGGAGCUCGAUUCACUGGCAGUCGAUGUGAAACAGAGAUUCUUCCUUGUGUUAGUUCUCCUUGCAUCAAUAAUGGAACCUGCAUGAAUGGAAAGAAUGGCAAUUUCAGUUGUCACUGUGUGUCUGGAUUCACUGGUUCUCGAUGUGAAAUACCUCCGUCUGUUUGUCUAUCUAACCCAUGUACAAAUGGUGGAACAUGUGUAGCACUUCUUUCCAAAUUCUCUUGUUAUUGUUUGGAUGGCUGGACAGGAGAACGGUGUGAUGUAGAAGUGAACGAAUGUGAGUCUCAUCCAUGCCAACAUGGUGGCACUUGUGUUGAUCGAGUGGGAUAUUUUGAAUGUCGUUGUAUUCCCGGAUAUUCUGAUAUAUUGUGCAGUACUAAUGUAGAUGACUGCCGCAAUAAUCCUUGCUUGAACGGCGGAACAUGUAAGGAUGGCAUUGAUCAGUUUUCUUGUUCAUGUCCUAGUGGAUUUACGGGUAAGGUUUGCAAUGGCACUUUGGACAGCUGCUUAUCAAACCCUUGCAUUCAUGGUCAAUGUUUGUCUCGUGGAGCUUUGGGAUUUUAUUGCAAAUGCAACAAGGGAUAUUUGGGAGCUCAGUGUGGAACUGAAAUUGAUGAAUGUGUUCAGUCUAAGCUAGCUGGCAACACACCAUGUUACAAUGGCGGAACCUGCAUUGACAGAAUUGGAUUGUUUGACUGCUCUUGUCCAGCAGGACUUACUGGCUUACGUUGUGAAACCAAUGUAGACGAGUGUUUGUCAAAUCCAUGCAAGAACGGUGCCACUUGCAUUGAUAUGGUUAACAGCUACAGAUGCCUUUGCCCUCCUGGAAUAAUCGGACAACAAUGUCAAUCAGACAUAAAUGAAUGUUUAUCAAAUCCGUGUCGUCAUGGUGGAGUUUGCACAAACGCUUUGGCCAGUUAUACGUGUUCCUGUAAUUCUUCAUACACUGGAACUAACUGUGAAAUUCGACUAGCAUCUUGUCUAUCCAAUCCAUGCCAAAAUGGUGGCAACUGCUCAGAACUUGGUGGCAGAUACAAGUGUUUGUGCCCUGUAGGAUUCCAAGGUCUUCGUUGCGAAACUCGUAUCAACUACUGUGCCUCUGUUUCAUGUCAGAAUGAUGGCAAGUGUAUAAAUGAGGCUACAACAUACUAUUGUCAGUGUCGUGUAGGCUAUUCAGGAAAGAACUGUAGUGUGUACAAUGGUGCCUGUAACAGCUCUCCUUGUCAAAACCAAGGCACUUGCAAUGACUUGGCUGGUGGAAAAUUUCAUUGUCUGUGUUCAGACAAAUUUACGGGAACUGUAUGUCAAACACCUGUGCUUGUGAACCAUUGUACUACAAUUAUUUGUAGAAAUGGAGGAACAUGCCAGAACACACUCAAUGGCAAGUUUGUUUGUCUGUGUACGUCGCGUUACCUUGGAACACUGUGUGAGCAACUGAUCAGCCCCUGUGUCUACUACAAUGCGACCUGUAGUGGCAGAGGACAAUGUGUCUCCGACAACAGUACAUAUACCUACUCGUGUCAGUGUCAAAACAGCUUUACUGGAAGGGAUUGUGAGAGUCGAUAUGACUAUUGUCGUCUACAGCAGCCUUGCAAAAAUGGAGCAACUUGCAUUAACCAUUUUGGAGGCUACAGCUGUACAUGUCCUCAAUACUUCACUGGUGCAACGUGUGAGACUGGUAUUGACCCAUGCAGUAGUCGUCAGGGUUACUGUCACAAUGGAGGAGUUUGUUUGGGUAGAGCCGGGACGUCCUACUUUGAUUGUCAGUGCCCGAGUGGUUUAUAUGGAGAUCGAUGUGAUAAUGACUACAACGAGUGUAAGAUAAUUGAUGGCCUGUGUGAGAACGGAGGCGUAUGCAUUAACUCGUUUGGUGGAUAUCAUUGUGUAUGCCCUGAACAAACAACAGGUCGCAAUUGUGAGAUGAAGACUUCUGCUGGAUGUUCUACCAAACCGUGUCAAAAUGGAGGGAGAUGCAUUGCACAGUCAGAUGGCACGUUUGUGUGUGUCUGUGCUGGUGGAUAUACGGGAAUACUUUGCAGCGUUAGGGUUGAUAACUGCAGUCCAGCAAUGUGUCGAAACGGUGGCACAUGUCAGGCUGGAAAAUGUGUCUGUUUACCGUUGUUUACUGGAGUAAACUGUGAAGUUGCUAUUAAUGAUCUUUGUGGUAGACAGUGCGGUGAAAAUGCUGUAUGCAAAUUGGUGUCGUCCAAUGGCAACUACUCUUGCACUUGUCGUCCAGGAUUUGCUGGAUCUCCUUGUGUUCGUGUCAGUCCAUGUGAAUCUAGUCCUUGUCACAGUGGUGGAGAGUGUGUAAUCGAUGAUGCAACUAAUGGUUACCUAUGUCGAUGUGUUGAGGGUUACAGAGGGGAUGUCUGUCAAAUAGAACCGACAAGAAAGCCUGGAAAUCAAGAUAAUGUUUCUGGCAAUAAAGACAGCAGCAGUGACGGCAUACCGAGCUACAUAUGGAUUGUUGUCGGCAUUGGAAUUGCUCUAAUUGUUGUCAUUCUGUUGGCUGUGUUUGUCUUUCUUGUUAAACGGCGUGGUCAUUAUGAGUUGGAAACUGGCGCCACUUCAGUUAGUCAAGUGAACAAUCCGCUGUAUGGUCACCUUAAUAAAGAUGGAAAAAGUGACAAUUUAUUGGGACAACCUGACACUGCUACAGUUCAGGCAGAUUUAGUUAGUUCUGAUAAGCACUCUGCCUUACUGUUGGAUGGAGAAUCUGCGUCAACUGAGACGGCUUGAUGAAGUAUGUAUGAAGAGACAGAUUGGAACUCACAGUUGUUUGAAAUGCUUGCUACACGCACGUGACUCAAUUUUAUGUUUGCUAUUAGAUGUUUUGGCUACGGAAGUGCGCUGAGCAUGUUGCUGUCACUUCCAUUGGUGCAGACUGCUGUCAAGAAUUUUUAUUAGUUGAAUAGCAAUUUUAAUUUCUCUUAUUGCUGUGAGUGAAUUGUACAGCUAUAGUUCUCAGCCUAUAGCUAGUUUUGCGUUAGACUGCUUUUAGCCGUCACACACGUGUCCAGCGGUACAUGUAUUUCGCUGCUUAUUAAUAUUUAUAAUUAGUACCUAAAUUAAAAUUAAAAUGUGCAAAAUAA